UUCCUUUCUGCUAAGCUCUCCAUCAUGGCGCCUGUCCAGAAGAAGCAGAACGUCGGUAAAGGAGGGAAGAAGAAGAAGCAGGUUCUGAAGUUCACGCUGGACUGUACGCAUCCCGUUGAGGAUGGAAUCAUGGACGCUGCCAACUUUGAGCAGUUCCUGCAGGAGCGCAUCAAAGUGAACGGGAAAGCCGGGAACCUGGGAGGAGGAGUGAUCUCCAUCGAGAGGAGCAAGAGCAAGAUCACCGUGUCCUCCGAAGUCCCCUUCUCCAAGAGAUACCUGAAGUACCUGACCAAGAAGUACCUGAAGAAGAACAACCUGCGUGACUGGCUGCGAGUGGUGGCCAACACCAAGGAGAGCUACGAGCUGCGCUACUUCCAGAUCAACCAGGACGAGGAGGAGGAGGAGGACGAGGACUGAACAUCUGCUUUUGUACAUUUGAAUAAAUGAUGUUUACAGAACA
Salarias fasciatus (jewelled blenny) is the source of this 460-nucleotide messenger RNA. RefSeq names its product 60S ribosomal protein L22. The record is from RefSeq and is a predicted model, not a curated record. Lineage: Eukaryota; Metazoa; Chordata; Actinopteri; Blenniiformes; Blenniidae. Gene Ontology annotation, cellular component: ribosome. Gene Ontology annotation, molecular function: RNA binding; structural constituent of ribosome. Bases 25 to 417 code for a protein of 130 amino acids. The transcript has 4 exons. Gene Ontology annotation, biological process: cytoplasmic translation.